Molecule: messenger RNA, 23635 nt
Organism: Paramuricea clavata
Lineage: Eukaryota; Metazoa; Cnidaria; Anthozoa; Malacalcyonacea; Plexauridae
Source: the annotation of a GenBank genome assembly
GAGAAUCAAGCAAGCACAUUUCCUGUCAUAUAGUGUUGAAACAUUAAUGACGUCCAUAACAUCCACGUUCAUGAUCCCAAUGGAAAAGCAAGUGUUAAUAAUGCAAGGAGGAGAGGCACUGGAUCCGAGUCAUCGUAUUUGUAAUUACUCAAGUGCAGGAACAGUAAGUAAUUAUUAUUAACUACUAACUAGUUACCACAAUCUAACCUGAUUGUAGUAUGGAAAUUGUACAUUAGGUUAUACUGUUAGUAUUGAAGAUUUUAUAUGUGAUCAGAAUAUCAUUUCCAUAGACAUAGCAUUGAUUUCAUAUGAUCCUUAUAUAUAUGCAUUUCUUGAUGACUUUCUUUAUUUUGUAGGAACAAAACCCAAUAUUUCUAUUCAGCAAAACAACCAUUGAAUCACCAAUGCCACCUUCGCCAAGUUUGAAUUUAGGAUCAGGUAGAUUUUAAAAUCAUUUACGUAUUUCUCGAUUUUGCAAGAAUCCCUGUUGUGGGCAUAUUUACAAAAUGGUUUUGGGAGCAUUGUGCAUGCUUAUUUUGGAACAUUAGUGACACAGUGGUUGGUGCAUGUGCCUUUAUAUUUGCGACUAAGUCCUGUUUCAUGUAUAAUAAAGUUGAUUAGAAUUUUGCCUCCGUUGCAUUUCAAGAGAAUAGAGUGUUUCCAGUUUGACUUUACUAACCGUCCAAGGUUUUCUCUGAGUAUUCUGAUUUCCUCAUUUACUUACAAUGAACAAUUAGGAUGGGACUUAUACUGGACUUCUAGUGUUUAGAACUGAUAUAUCCAGUAUUAUUAGAAUGACAAAAUUCCCGGAUGCUGCAUGAUUGGUUGAGAGGAGUACAAUUAUUUCAUUAAUUGUACUGCAGCUGUACAAUUAAUGAUUUUCCAAAAACAAACAAAAUGGCGGAAAGGUAUUUAAACACAAAUGAAAUUGCCGUAGAGGAACUUAAAACAAAAGAACUAAAUGAAAAUAUACGAACAAAAGCACCAAAUUUUGGUUGAUAGUCUGGCAGGACUGGGCUUUGGCGAGAGAAUAUGAUGUUGACAUUGAGAAUUAUCCAAUUUUGUCAUGCUAAUAAUAAACAAGUAACCGGCGGCUCGUCCAAUUUUGGCAAAAUUUCCAAACACCACUCGUACUAUUAAUCCCUAAUUGUACUUGCCAUCGCAUGAUUACCUAUACUAAUUGACGUUAGAUUAGUUUAUACUUUGAAGCAAUACCUUUACAAUACUACAGGUAGUUAGUACUGCUUUUUAUUUAUUUAGAAACAUCACUUAAAGAAGAAGUGGAAAGGUCACUGCAAUUACCUCCAACGUAUGAAACUCUUGUUGCCAGGGCAAAGUUAGCAAUGGUAUGCCAAGCAAGUACUGUGCAUAGAGAUUGCUCACAAAAUUUGCCUGCCAGUAUGCAUGGACAUACAGUACCUCAUAUCAUCUUAUAAUAAUAUAAGAUUUUUGUCAAGACCAAAUUUCUCCUCAUAUCUUCUUCUAUUAUUUUUUCACUGACAUCACGUGCACUUUUACUAGGUCGUUUGUUAUGUAUAAAUUCAGUCAACUUUAUAUAAAAUUUUAUAGUUUUUCACCAUUAGAAUUGUACGUAAAACUUAAUCCGACAAUGGCAUACACUGUACCUGUACAUCGUGAUAAAAAGAUGAUGAAUACAUAUAUCAUGAUUAAAUGUCGAAAAUUAUAUUAAAACCAUUACGUACGUGAUCGCAUACAAAUUUUAUUUCAAUUGAAACUUAUGAACAAACAUUAGCCAUAAAUUGUACUGUUUUAUAUAGACAGUUUAACUUUAAAAUAUUUGUAAUUACAAUCUUUUUAGUAUAUUACACCUUUACUCUAUAAAAGACACAAGCAGUCAGUAUAUCUUUGAAGGUCCUCCAGUUAACCUAUAUCCUGCAAUAUUCUUGUUCCAUUUACUUGUAUAGAGAUUCCAAGAUAUGGGUUCUGAGUUACUACAGAGUUGUGUUACUCUUAUUAACGAGCAGCAUCUCCAGAGACAAGGUUGGCUAGCUGUGGUUGCUAACUUGGAAAAUAUAGCAAGGUAUUAAUUAUAUGGACUGUAUAGUCUGUAUAUUAUUAUAUUAUUACGGUUUUAAAAUGUCCUGAAUGAGCUAUUUCUCUGUGAUACGUGCCAAUCCUUCUCGUUUGAUGUAAAGAUUAUUGCAAUCAGGCCUCGAAAUAAGUGCCGGUCACCGGUCACUGACCGGUAAAAUUUCACAGUUUGACCGGCAAAUAUCGUCGCCUGACCGGCGCAUGAUAAAAGCGUACGUUCAAAAAUGGAGCAGAUUAUUGAUUUUCAAGUUUCCAAAGAAGUGUAUGUCCGUCUUGAGCGCAGGCUAAUAAGGGCGGCGAAGUGACACAUUUUGUCGUACAGAUACGAUAUACAGUACCGCAAGCAUUGUGCCUAAGGGACCGGUCAGUAUUUAUGGUGGGGGGUGGCACCGAAGAGAAAUGUUUUUCGUGGUAGAAAUUUUGUUGACCCAACCAUUAAAAAGUCAAAAAAUUGAUUACCCAACCUCAAAUAUAAAUUGAAAAAUAAUUACCCACCCCUGGCCAAAAACUUUACAAAAGGAUACCAUUCAGUUGUCACACAUGUCUUUUACCACUUCUAUGACAUGAGUUUGAUAACGGCUUGUGAAAUUUUCUGCAGUCUAAAGUUUCAUGUUGCACUUUCUUUGGAAACACCAUUUGUUUUGCCAAAAUGAUCAAGAUAGUGACUCUGAUUGAUUCACGUAUUGUAUUGACAAAUGACUGUUGACAUUGCUUUUCAGUCUCCAAUAUUUCAGUGCAUGGGUCAUGCUUUGGAAAUGACAAUAAAUUUUGAUUACCCAAACCUUCAGUUGUUUUGUUUUUCAUUUACCCAACCUUUUACUUACUCAAAAUUUUGUUUACCCAACCUUUUUCUCUUCGGUGCCACCCCCCCGCCAUAAAUAAUGACCGGUCCCUAAGGGCUGUUUUCCAGUUACGCGUUUUUCACGUGCGACAGAAAAGUUUAAAUCUUUCAUAUUAGUGCAAAUAACCCAACAAAUACACAUUAAAUCAUACACAAAACUGAAUGCUGUCCUUUAUAAAUUUAGUUAUUUCAUGAGUAGGAUGUAAAGCCGACUGACGACUGGACUAGAUUUCAAGUCCGCGCAAUCAAGUUCAGUUCGAAUUGGAAGAUUUGAGAUACUGUACAUGCAUGCACACACCGGAACAAGUAUAUAUAUAGAAUAAGCUAAAUUGAACUUCAAGGGAAAAUUGUUUGCCUAACAAACAAGCAAAUUCAUUUGUGCACAUGAUAAAUUAAUAGUUGCCAUAUAAUACAGCAUUAUUAUUUCCAUAUAUGGUUUCCUUGUGAUUUCCUUAUUUUUCUCUUACUCUCACAGUACGUUUGAAAAUAGAGGAUCAAUCCUAGAACAAAGUUAUACAGAGUUUUUGGAGAUAAUUCCUCAGUAUAAAUCUCUUCUUGACAGGUAAAUAUACUAUUUAAAAUAGAACACGGUUUACAUGCAAUUUCCAACUUUUUUUCAAGUGAAAUCCAUUUUCAUAUUAAAAUUACAUAAUACUGCAUCUCAUGAACUAUAUUUUAUUCUGGUCGCAAUUACUGCAGACCGCAACUAUAGUAUGAAAUACCUAGCAACCCUGGAUUUCUAUUCCGUUGCUAUAUAGCUCCCAUUACCGCUACCAGAUUAACUACUAUAUCUACAAAAAUUAAUGUAGCGUACAUGUACUUGCGUACAGUAUAUAAUAUCUUUGUCCCGGACCGUUAGAAAAGCGUGGUGAUGGUGGUGGUGUUAAGAGGAGAAGAACACAAAAAAUCCAUAUACAUACACGCAAAAACGUACUGAAAAAGUCCAUACAGCCAAAAGGUGGAAGAAAAAAUAAUAUAUCAUGCACAACACAAAAAAAGACAUGCACACCAAGUGAACCAUAAAAAAUCAAUGCAUGGCAGAAACUUACCCCCACCCUACUUUUCUAAUGGUCCAUCCCUAAUGUAUAUCUUUAACUUUGUUAAAUUGAACAAUAGAGUCUACAAUCAUUGAUAUUUGACAAUCAUGAUUUGCUAUUGUUUUGUUUAACUUAACCAAUUUUGUUUUUGUUUUUAUUUAGUUUUCAAAGCGUUAUUGAACAACUUUCCAAACUUCCAGUAUUUCCAUGUUUGAUCAAAGAUGACGUGAAAUCACUUCUAACAACUAAUAGAGCACCCAAUCUUUUGGAUUGGAUAAAUGCUCAAGUACGCUAAGUACAAAAUUAUUGAGAAAAAUCGCUUCUCCUGUAACUAUUUCACUAUAUGAACAGGUCAACACGUGCAUGCUUAAAACAUUUGUAUGAGCUACUUGCUUUUCUCACAAAACGGUAGUGAACAAGGCAGGCGAGGCCCAAUAAUAUAUUAGCGAUCAAUACAAUCACGCUGCAUAUCCAAAUUCAUCAUUUAGUUAAUAAUGAGGUUUUAUACGGAAGCAUGAAAACAAGACAUGCUGUGCUAAGUGGUUAUAUUACCACCUUAAAAUAUAACCACUCAGCACAGCAUUUCUACAUUGGUACUACCCACACUGGUACAGACAGUUUUAGUAUGAAAACAAGACCCCUCCUAUAUUGUUUGCUUCUUACAAUAACAAUUAGUAGAGCAUUGAUCUAUUAUAAAGCAGUAGUCUAAUUGAUAUCCUAUAUGUCUUCUUAGCAGUAAAGUUAUCUAAUUUAAUUCCUAACUCCAGAGGUACAAACAGUAUAUGUGCAGUAAAGUCAUGUAUGGUAAAAACUGUUUAGGAUGAAAGAAAUAGUCUUGAAGACAUGGUUCGCCAGUGUAUUGAUGCUUUGGGACAAUUUCAAAAUUCUUCGUUACUUGAGAUACAGAAAGACCGGCAACAAGUACUUGGUUAGUGAAAAUUGCAAUAUACUGUAUAUGCUUUUCUGCUCUCAUCAAAGGCAUAUGGUACCAAUUGACAGAUGCAUGUGUAGACACAUAUGGGCGCUAUGUUUGGAGGGUCAGUGGUCAGGCGCGAAAGUGCGAUCUUUCCUGACACUUCUCAGAGUUGUAGACUAGCCAUGCGACUUUGACCCGAGUGACGAUUUUUUUUUCGAUUUGACUUGAAAUGGACGCAUGCAUGCAUAAUGACUUGUGAGCUGACUUGAACUUGCAAAAUGGUACUUGCAGUCUUGUAAACAACUGUGACACUUAUACAACUAUAUUGACAUCUUCUUGUGUACAAAACCAAAAAUGCAGGUACAAACAUUUUCUGCAAAAGGAGCGCGCCUGAACCAUCAUAAAGACACAAACACUCUUUGUUACCUGAAGUACAGGUUGUCUAACUACAGUCGCCUUUGUUUUCAAAGUCAAGUGGAUACGAUUCUGAAAGAAAUUAUUCAUAUAUGAUGUAUCUCGUUUUCAGGGGAUGUUUCUAACAAAAACAUAAAAGAAAUUGGUGGUUUAGAAGAAAGAUUGAGUAUGUUGUCGAAACUUUGUGAUAAAGCUCGUACACUGGGUCAAGAACAAUCUGAUAUGGCACAGGUAAUUUUGUUUCCCAAGUUCGUUAUAAAGAGCACAUUGGUAUAUUUAUUGUGGAUAUGGUUGCAGUUAAAGGCAUGGAGUGGAGCUGCCUUUCUAAACCUAGAGUUACUGGCUAACAACUCCAAAAAUGUACAUAUCUAAACCUGUAGCUAUAUCUAAACCUGGAGUUACCAACUCAAGAAAUCAUAUGGAGCCAGUUGUGUAAGCCUGGAGUCAAUAAUAACUGACUUCACUGACUUUUCAUGCACUGACUUCCAGACGAAGCUCAAAGAGCCCAAGUACUUUUUAUAUCUGUCAGGUAGUUAGAUUCCUUAAACCAAGCUCGUGAAUAUACUUCAAAUUAAGUCUUUUUCUAAAGUUACGUUAGGUGACGCUAUUCUAAUCAAAUAGAUUUGAAAUUCCAAACCAGCAUUUGGCGUGUUGCCCUUGAUGAGUGCCAAUAAUUAAUAUUGUUAUAAUGCUCAAAGUCAUCAGAAAACUUCUUCACAAUUCGAACAAUUCAAUGAAAAGUUUCAGUUAUGACAACUCAUAAGUACGGUUAUAAUAAUAAAUUAUAUAUUUCAGUUAAGUUAUUGGACUUUCCAAUGUUUCCAAUGUUGUCACACAGUUUACCAGAAAAAAUUAAUAUUGAACUUGCAAUUGAUUUUUCAUCAUCCUUUCCAUCUUUAACAACGUUAUCAUUUUAAGUCGCAAGUCAAAAUAUGAAAUUUUGUUUGUGUAUAUAUCGGAUUUUCUUUCUGUCAUGCACUACGGCUUUGGUUACGUCAUUUCAAAAAGAUAUCGAUGUGUCCGAAAAUAUUCGCUAGCUAGUGCAAACAAAUACGUUUAUGUGAGGUUAAUUAAAUUAAUUGACAUCACAAAGCGCGCCCUAAUUAAUUACCCAUCAUCCUUUGUCCAGACACAAGCGUAUAAAAGGUCCGACGCAAUAAUUAACUUCGUCACAAUUAGCUGACUGCAAGCGAUAGUACGUUGUGUUUCGCGCAGUAAAAAUUCCUGCAUUUCUUAAAAAUGGCGAGUGCUGAACAGCAAACUGAUAUGUCAAUGGUACAAUCUCAGUUAAACCAAGCUUUGGAAUGGCAUGAGAAGAACAAACAAUUUCUUCAAGAAGUUCUCAAAGUGAAAAUCUUAAUCAAUAAUCGGAGAAGUUUAGAUACUGUCGUCGAAAGUACGAAAAUGAAAUUUUGUGAAGACAAAUUGAAUAAAGAAUGCCAAAAACAGUCAGAGCAUAGACAGCUGAAUGGUAAGAAUCACCUUACAUUAUAAAUAUUCUGUAAUAAAAUUUACAAGAUUCACAAUGUUUUCUUGGCUUGCAUCUUUUGCACGGAUUCAAAUAGUCUUUCCCGUUGCUAUGCAACUAAAUCAUUAACUGAAUGCUGUCGCUAUUCGCGCGCGCUAGUAUUCGACAUAAUUGCAUGCGCAUUCUUUACUUGACUUAAAUGUUAAAACACAUUUAAAACAAAGAGUAACUCAAAAUUGGCUGAUUGUAUAUUUUUAUUAUUUAUUAGUGAUUUUAACUUUCGUUUGUUUUGCAGAGCUAAAAUGUCUUGGAUUUCUGCUGGAUUAUCCAGUAGAACAAGAAAAGUCUGCUGACAACAUUAAAGACUUUGAUGUAUAUGUUAAUAACAACCUGAAAAGCGUUACCGACGUUUCUAAUGACAAGCACCCUGUUGAUAAAGAGCCUGCAAAUAAAAACUUUCUUUUGCUGCUGAAGCGGGCAAUGAAACUGCAUGUGGUUACCUGGAAAGCGAGAAACGACAUUCCGAAUCUGGUGGGCGUCCUGAGAUUGAAGAACUUUCAACUGAAGCGGAAGAAACAGCUCCUGUCUGUUCCAAAUUAGGCAAACGAAACAAAAAUGAAAUUCCUGAUGGCAAUAAACUUACACCACCAGUUUGUAGUGAUGUGGAUCCAGAGAAGAACAAGAUUGAAGACAAAGAAAAUACUGGUGAUGAGGUAAAUAAUAAAUAAAUCUUGAUAAUACCUCUACAGUAACUAAACUAAAUAAACGAAAAAGCGUUUUUCAUACAAACGGGAAAAUGUUCCUAAAUUUUAUGUAGGUAUACUAUAUAAUUACCUCAACAAAUAUUAUAAAUCAUACACAAAACUAAAGUUUAUUCAUUUAGUUAUUUCAUAAAUACCAUUCAAACAGAUUUGAACUUUUCCAUGUGUUUACACUGUAGCUAUAUGCACGUAUAUAAAACGCUUAACUGAAGUGCAACCCUAUGUAUAAGCAAAUGCAGAAUAAAAUUAUUUAUGUACCUUUAUUACACCGGACAGCCUAUCUUCAACGUAGGUCUGGAAAGAAUCAAUUUCUUUCAGUGACACUGUGCUAGAACAAAAAAUUGUCUGGCAUGCCAUAUUUCGAUAUGACCAUGAUUAAUUAAAGAACGAAGUUACAGUAUCUAUCAAUCUAAAUCUAGUGUUGUAAACAACUUAAUUGUCGACUUAUUUCGAACAUUCAAUGAAUGCUCUUGUUUUUAGCCAUAUAAUAAAUAACUUAAUGACUGAGCUUGUUCGGUCCAGUAUCCUACAGCCCGAACCUCUGAAAGAACCAACUAUUAUCCCGCAGUUCGGACCAUGUCGCUCAGUGAAUGACAAACAUAUCUGCAUUGCAAUUUAGUCCCUCAAUUUCUUCACUUAUUUUAUUUUUAUCUUUUUCGUGUCUGCUUCGGUCUUUCUUUAUUUCCUUAUUUUUUUGGUUGCUUUCUUUCUUCCUUCCUUUGUUUCUUUAUUUCUCACUCUAUCCAACACUUUUCUUGGAACUUAAAACAUUUUCUGAGAUCGAAUGGUCCCGUGGUCCAAUACUUUUUGCAUGACCCAUGAUCCUACCAGACGUUUCACUAAUUCCAAGCGGGCGUGGAGCAUGCAUCAACGCACGGGCGGCGAGAUUUAUGGUCGGAUAGCUCUAGUUCAUCAAUUGUUUUACUGACAUAACCUAGUAAAAAAUGCCUGGCCAACAAUCUAUGCAUAGCACGCCUUUUAACAAGCAUGCGUGAUAUGUCUUUUUCUAGAGUAACUCGACCAGUACUACAAAGACAGAAGUGCCAAUCACUGCAUUAGACCAAGACAGAGACGAAACAGUAAACCGUCGUCAUGUUUAUGCUAAUGUAAUAAUUUUGAACAAAAAGGAUGAUGAUUCUGAUAAAGGGAGCUGUAAUGUUGAAGUCUCGCGUAAUGACAUGAUACCUUCUCCUACCUCAAGACGAUCUCCAUGUCAAUGUGGAGACCAUGAUGAUCAUUUUGGUAAGUUCGUGUUAUGUUAAUCACUUAAUCUGUUACUGUUCCGUUAUGCUGCAAUUAUGGCUAUACACUUGGUAAUUUGUGCUGCAAUUUGCAACGUAAUUACUGAUACAGAACCAUGUGAUGCACAAAAAUAUUCACAAAAAAUGGUGAGCAUGGUCCACUCCACGGAUAUUUUCCACUCUCCUUCAUUUCUUCCAUGUCCUUACGGUAGUUUAGCAUAAGGGAAACGUGGCAGUCUCAACAUGCAUGAGUGUGUCACAACCAUUGAGCUCUAUAUAUCUGGAGCAAGAAUCUCAGUCAUUCGGUCUAUGAGAAAAGCCAAGAUACGGGAAAUUGACAUCCAGUAGCUAUGAAGGUCGUAAACAGUUUUAGUACCAUUUUCCCAGCUAAUGCCAGUUUUUCUAACGGACGGUAUCCCUAAACAAGUUAUCAGUUCAUAGAAACAUGGCGUUAUUCUUUAGAUCGAUGUCUACAUGUAAAUACGAAAUUUCGGCACACUCCUUGCCAGCUUCGUGUUAACCGCACAGACGAAAACAAUAGAAAGGGCCUGGAAUUAACGUCCAAUAGCUCGUCAAUUUCCGCCAUCUUGCAUUCACUUUUGGACUCGAGUUCUCGUUCCAGAUAUAUAUGGAGCUCAUUGGUUAGAAGUUGCGUUGCAAACCGUAUGCAAAAAGUGAAAAUAUUGUCUAGAUGUCCACGCGAAUUGACUGUAUUUUUUGAAGAGAUGCGUGCCCGUGAACAAAUUGACGGUGUUGAAACAUGAUAAAAAUAUAAUGCGAAACAUGAUAAAAAUAUAAAUGUAUACUUUAUUUUGCAGACGAAAUUAUUGUAUCGAGUAGCAGUGAUUUAAAUAUAAGGAAAAAAGACAACAGAAAAACCAAGAAAGAAAAGAAGAGAAAGACUAAUAAAAGAGAGAAAAUGUCUAAAACUGAGAAGAAGAGUGUUAGAGAAGAUAAAGUUUUAACAACAAAGUCCACCAAAUUCCAUGAGAGACUUCUUAAUUUAUUCUGCUUCCCUUCUAAUAUUGAAGAAAGGGAUGACUUGGAAUGUAGAAGAUGGAAAAGCUGAAAAUCUAGGAAAAUACAUUGCGUUCAAUAGUGUGAUGCGUUUGUCAAACCUAUAUUGACUUAAAUGCGUUCAUGGUUAAGUAAUUUAGAUAUAAUGAAGCAACUUUAUUUUUGUAUUAUAUAUAUAACUAUAUGCAUUGUACAGUUUAAAUAUAAAAUGUUGGAUUAUAAGAUUUACAUAUAUAUACCAGUAUAAGAAAUAAAUUAAAAAUUAAAAUUUUGAAUAAUUUAAGUUCUGAAAAUAAAAUUGGAUAUAUAUACAAACAUAUAUUCGGAGCCCAGUCUCGUAAUAUAAAUUUUUAUCAUUAACUCGAUAUAAUUGCAGUUAAAAGAGCCAUAUAGCUGAUUAGAUUCACAAACCACAUUCUAUGCAUUGGCCACUGCUUGGUUUUGGAAUAUACCCGAAUUACUCGAAUUUGAAACAUUCCCUAACUUGAAUUUUAUCGCAUGAGUGCAGGCUUUAUAUCGAGUAAACAGCUAUCUCAGAUAUUGCUAGCCGCUGGAUAUAACAAGUGCCCGAUUGCAUGAUUUCUUGACAAGAACGAAACAAUCGGGCUACUGUUAAGAUAAUGCUCGCUUUAAAAAUUCUGCGGUGAUAGAAUAAUUAAUUUUCCAUGACAAUAUUCAAAUUUCUGUUGAAAAAAAUUCGUUUUUAUGUUUCGAUCCAAAGGUUUCGAUCAUUGAAAUUAUAGCUUGAAUGCGUUCUUGGUCAAGAGUCACGGUACUGCAUGCCUUCAUCGUUCAUCUCCUCAAAAGUCUGAAAAGGCUAAACAGUAAAGUUUACCAUGUAAACUAUGCAAGAAUACGAAAGCCUUGAGACCGCACAAAGAUCUUUCUGCAGACAAAUUUUUGACUGAGAAGAGCUUGUAUUGAACACAUUUUAUUAUAUUUAUGUAACGAUAUAUGUUUUGACAGGGUUUCAACUGCAUGCUAAACAAAACUGCAAGUCUUUACCGUUGUUGACCCUAACCCUAACUUAAUAUUCGACAUUUUGCUUUGGAAGUAAAUGAAAAUCGAACGCCAAAAGAAGUUUGUUAUACUGUAGCAGAUUGAAACACCGAAAAUUGCGUGAAAUGCUUAAUGUGAUAAAAUGUACUAUUACCAGGUUUAACAGUACUUGUCAAGUUACAGUAAUGUUUUCUUUUUGUUCAGGGAUUUUCUCAGAACCAGGUUCGUGCUCAGAAUAUCGGAGAUCCAUCAGUAUUACCAGAUCUUUGUUCAAGUCAUCAAACUCAACUCUCGCUAAUGAUGAAUAACCAUUCACAACUGAGGUAAAUUUUUAUUCAUCUGAAUCCUGGCCAGGGUAAUACAAAAUCAGUAACAUAUCCGUCAUUAUAUAGCAGUCAUUAUUGAAAUCGCACUUCACUGAUCCAAGUUUUAUUCUGCAUUGUGUAGAGAUAUUCGGAGAAGAUGCGCCAAAGCAAAAGAUGAACUUUCUGGAAACUUGCACGCCCGCCUCAGGUAUUAAGGAUAGAUCGAGCCUGUUGAUGGAGCAGUCGCCAAUAUGGCAUUAUUAAAUUUCAGUUAUUUUUUAUAAUCGCCUGUAUUUGAAGGAAAUUCGUGCCCACCUUGCCCAAGCCUAGACAGUGACCCCCCCCUGUAAAUCCAUCCGUGAUAUAAUAGACGUAACAAAUUUUGUGUUGUUAAGGUGGGUCAUGAUGAUUGAGAAAAAUAUUUGUGAUUGUGAUAACAAGUUGGUGAUGUACCAUGAAAGUAUGAAACGAAUGAAAAAACGGUAAUGUAUUCAUUGCAAAGCAUGUCUCAACCUCGUCCCCAGGGUCUUCCUCGUGAUGGCGCGUGAGCUGAGGCCCUGGGGAUAGCGGGCUAUUUGACCCCCAUCCUCGUUCCCCGAGUCUGCGAUCAUCCGGAAUGAACGCAAGGCUCUGGGAUAACCCGUUGCUGUUGAACUACGCAUUCCAUUUCAACGGCCAAUCAGAUUCCUCCGUGAAACGGAUUAUCCCAGAGACUCGCGUUCUUUCCCGAGGAUCGCAGACCCGGGGAACGAGAUUGUUUGACCCCAUGACCCAGCUGUCAGGCCCACUCCCUGGGUUCUUUUCCGUAUAUUGCAUACUUAAACCGUUGCAGCGGUGGAAAAAACUAUAGUGUUGGAAAAAUCUAUAAUGGACACUUAAACUUCACUUCAGGGCAAGUAUAGCAUACAUGCAGUACUUGACAUGAUUUUACUCUGGACGCUACUGUAAAUAUUUUAAAAUAUGGUUUGCAUUAAGCGAAUGUGUUGGAAUGAAUUGCUUUUAAAAUUAUCUACACAAAAGCAACAAAAAAUGUAGAAUGUAAAUCCAGAACGCUAGUCUACAUUCGAUGUAGUAACCAGUUCUGUACAGUGAUUAAUUUGAUCUCUUGCUUUCUUGACAGAAUGGAAAUUCUGGAACAAAUUAAUGUUGCUCCUCGUAUUUACGCUUUGACUGUUAAAGAAGUUGUACGAAGGCGAGAAUUUACAUCGCAGUUUGCAAAGGUAAAUUAUUACUCUGUGUAUGUAUGAACAGGCUUUGAAAAGCGGAUAUCAUAGCCUGUCCACACACAUGUGAACAACACCUAAGCAGAUGAAUUUAUACAGUUUGUUUUUUCUAAUUUGAAUUUAUUAAAUUUAGUAUAGAAAUUAUCACAGAAUAACAAUUAUACUAGGUAGGGUAACAAUAGGACACGAAGUCCUUUACAAACUGCCUCACUUCUACAAGUAUGUUUGUGUUUAUGUUUGUGUUUGUGUUGGUGCCGUCAACAUCCAAGGCAACAUGAUCCAUUAAGGUUACAAAUGGGAGCUCUGUACAAGAUUCAACUACCUGAAAAAUACAACUUCGAACUCCGAAGUUCUUUUUGUAUUUUUCUGGUAUAGUUGAAUCUUCUACAGAGCUCGUAUUGUGAAUCCUUGCUACCUAUACUGGCACCCACCGUUCGAGAUUGUCGAGGUUACCAUGUCAAUUAGUAUAGGUAAUCAUGCGAUGGCGAGUAUAAUUAGGGAUUAAUAGUACUCGCCCCGGUGGCUCGUCCAAUUUUGGCAAAAUUUCCAAACAUCACGAGUACUAGUAAUCCCUGAUUGUACGAGCAACAUCGCAUGAUUACUUGUUUAUUAUUAGCAUAUGACAAAAUUGGAUACUUCUCCGUCAACAUCGCCAAAGCCCAGUCCUGCCAGACGUUCAACCAAAAUUUGGUACUUUUGUUCGUAUUUUCAUUUAGUUCUUUUGUUAAAGCAAAAUUUGGCGCUUUUGUUCGUAUUUUCAUCUAGUUCCUCAAGGGCAAUUUCAUUUCACUUUUGUGUUCAAAAUACCUUUCCGCCAUUUUGUUUGUUUUGGGAAAAUCAUUAAUUGUACUGCAGUACAAUUAAUGAAAUAAUUGUACUCCUCUCAACCUAUCAGAAUCCAGUAAUUUUGUCAUGUUAAUAAUAAAUUUCGCAACUAGCGUGAUAUUUGUAUUACAUGUACAUCACUUUUGACGAGGUACCAUUGUCGGUGGAGAUUACAGUAAUCCAUUUGCUGGUGAUGAUACUUGAUUAUUCAUGCUGAUGCAUCUCAAACAACUAACCGAUUUCAUCCCUACCCACGACAGUGGGCAAUUUUACCAUAGAAUAAUCAAUGUAAUAAUAAUGUAGUGUUAUUGGUCUCGUGUUACUUGAUAAGUUGAUAUCAUAUUCAAUGUUUGCCUGGCCGUUGUUAUGUACUAUUACAUGCAACUGUACAAUUUUUAUUUAGAUAUUUUCCUGUACUUUAAUGAUAAUGAAUCUUAUAAAUUUUUAUCAGUGGGCCGGAGAAGUUUCACAACAAUCUGACGGAGUUUAUAAGGAAGAGAUCGCCAGCCGUCAUGAAUACUUGCAUUUCGUUAGUAAGUGCUUGUUAAUAUUUCCUUAAAAUUCUGAAAACUUUAUCCAAAUCAAAUUCUGACUUGUUUUUGUUGUGUUUUUCUUCAACCAACUUUUCAGGCAAUCAUUUUCUUAAAAAUCUUUUCACUGGGAUUGAAGACAUGCCGACACAAUUUGCUGUAAGUACUCGUGGUUAAUAGUUAAUGGGUAAAGAGAGUAUAACUCCCCAUUGCCGUUGGAUUCUUUCAAAUUGCUGUAAAUUGUAGCUGUGUUGUUACAUUGGUUAACUUUGGUAGUUCGAAAGUGUUCAUCCUAGAGAGGGCCAGUAAGGUUAUUUCUAUUGUUCCAGCGUUACUACUGGAAAAACCAUAAUGAAAGGCUAAUGCAUUGACCACUCCACCAACAUCAAUAUGAAGCAAAAUGACCCAUUCGCUUAAUAAAAUUGUUUUAUUUUUAGACUAUUCCCGAUGACUUUGAUAGCGAUUUGCCUCCACUCACUUGCAAUGAGCUAAGAGAACUCACGAACUGCGCUCCUGAUUUAUUUCAUAAGCAAUCUCAUGAUUCACAUAACAAACCACACAACGAUGACAAUCGAACUUUUCCGCCUUUGGUUAGAGAAAUUGUAAUGAAAUCUUCAUUUGAUGAAAUAGAUGGUACAAUAAAGGAUAAAACUAAAGAAAUUUGUAGAGAGGAUAAAAACAUAGAUAGGACAAAUGUGGUUGAGAAAGAUUAUACUGAUGAUGCGAAGGACGAUACAUGUAAUGAGACUGCUGGUGGUGAAGCGAAGGAGAAAAGUAUCACCACGCAAACUUUGGGGCAAGAAAUCAUUUCAUCUAAUAUAGUUAUUAAAGAAAAUUUGCUGGAGGGUGUUAAUAAAUUGCGCGGAGAACUACAGCAAUUGAGUGUUGCUACAUCAUCGUGGGACGAAAAUAUGAAGAAAUAUUUUGACGAACGAUUGUCAGUGCUUGAAGGAAUUAAAGUAAAGGAAAGAAGCAGAUUAUUGUCUGCGAAGAAUGACUCUGAGAGUAUUAAGGAAUUGACUAAAAAUGUAGUAACAUUAAAAAAGAAAAUUGCCAGUCUAAAUUCUGAAAAUGAAUCGUUAAGAAAAGAAAUUGAAGCUAAAGAUAUAAGUUUUUCAGAGAAAGAAUUAAGAUAUCGUAACGCCCUAGAGCGGAAAGAACAAUAUGCAACUGAGUUGGAGUCUGCAAAAGAGACUUUUGAAGCCGAACAACAAAUCCGUUUCAAUAGCGCUAUUGGUAGAGUUAUGAAAGAAAAAGAAGCUGCUUUGAAGAAAGCCGAUGAACAGUUAAGUAUUUUGAAACUUUUACAAGAGAAAAAUGACGAGAAACUUCAAGUAUUGUUCAAUGAAAAGGAAACAUUGCGACAGGAAAAAGACAAGUAUACAAGGAAAGUAAUGGAAGUACAAGCUGAGGUUGAUAGGAGUAAAACAGAAAUGGAAGAAUAUAGAGUGGAAACACAGCAACAUUUGGAGGAAAUGGAAAGAGAGUUAGAAAAUGAAAGGAAAGAAGCUGCGAUGAUGCUUGAAGCAGAAAAACAGAAAUGGGAAACGGAUUCAUCGGGAUCUGGUUCAGGGUAAGAUCUCCAUGCUUAUUUGAAUGACUUUGAAUAUUACUAUCCCACAAUACUGUGACGUCGUAAAGUAUAGAGUAUAUUUAUAUUAUUUAUUUAUUAACUUUACAACCUUUUAUACAUGAACAAAUACUUGAAAUUGAACGACUAAAGGUCCCCAUAAGAGGCGGAUAGUUUUGGUGUAUGAUUCACCUCAACAUGUCAUAAUCAACCUGUGACGUAAAAAGCCGCAAAGGAAUAUUAAACAUUAUUUUACACAAUUUGGAAACUUCGUGUUUAAGCGUGUUUGAUAUUAUCCAUCUUGGAAAUUCACUAAUCUUGUGGGGUGUAUGCGUACAGUACGGCAGGUGGUAUUGAAAGAACGUUCCAUUACUCCAUUACCUUCGUAUUUUCUUCAUUUAGGAAAAUUAUUAGUGAACUUGUCGUAGACCGUUUUAAAAAGAGAAUAAAACAUUUGGAAGAGGUACAGUAUGUGAAAAUAUCUUCAAAAGUGAAUAAACAAUUCAUAUCACCUUUGGAAAAUUGUUAUCACUCUCAUACAAUUUAUACCUUUAGGAAAAUGGUUUAUUGAAAGAUCGCUUGAAAUCUGGUUCAGGUAUCCGUUUUCAUUUAUAAACUACACAUGUUGGGGAAUGUUGGGUGACCAUAUCAUUUCUGUGCAAGUUAUUAACUUUGCGCAUCAAAUUAUUUCCUUCCCCCAUUACGUAAGGAUUAGAUCAUCAUCUCCGUAAUGUACCUCGAUCUCUUGCAUCAUCAUCACGUAGUCCACUCCCUUCAUUCUCUCCCAUCAUCGUCUUAAUUCCAUCACUCCUUGUCGUUUGUCUUCCUCUGGAUCACUUUCUUUUCACAUGUUUGUUCUAUACUCUCGUGGCUUAUUUCAUCUUAUCUAUUGUAAUGAUAUACACAAACCAUCUCAUUCUUGUUUCUACGUCCUUGACCAUGUUCUACUCCAUCCUGCUCUUCUUUUAGCUUCCCUGUUUAUAAAAUGUCCUUAGAAUGGGAUUCUUUGUAUCGAUCAUAAAGUUCAUCUCAGUUCCCCCACAUUUCAGUUCAUCAGAGUUUGGGUUAAGUGUUCUGUAUUCCUUUUGUUUCCUUUUGUUUAGAUGGUGAUGAGAAACUAUUGUUUGUUGAGUUACAACAGGUACGUCAUCUCUUGCUUCAGUGAUCACUUUCUGUUAUAAAUGUUGCUUUACCCCUUGGUCACGCUUGAUCCAUAUCUGAUGAACAUCUUUCGACAAGACACAUUAAGUAUUAUGUACUAUUGAGAUGUGGCUUUUUGCAUAUUAGGAUAAAUAUCAUUGAUGUAAUAUUUCAAAUCCGAUUAUGAGGACUGGACUAGAUUUUGAACUCCACGCAAUUUGAUCAAGCAACUUGAAAUCUAGUCGAGUCCGAAUUGGAGGGUUUUAAAUGACAUCUCAUACGGAUAAAUCCCUACUUAAAGUGAGGUGAAUUAAUUUUGAUCCAGUCCUAGGACUGAAUUUAUUUUGAUCCACUCCUAGGACUGGAUCAGUAUACUUCACCAGGUAUCCAGUAUUAUCAUGUAACCAAAAUAAAGCAAUAUGGUUGGCUAAUUUACUCAUGAAUUAUUAAUGAGUUUGAGAUAUAAUUAUCUGCCCCUGGUGUCCGUGCUGAACCUGUUAAAGCUUCUCUUUAUAAGAAAUUUUAAACAGAGACAUUUUAUAAAAAUAUUUUGUUUACAUGACUAAGGUUUCGUUGUAAUUACAACAUCUUCAGAGACUAAAAAACGAUUUUAACAAACUAUGCUUUUGAUUAUUGGAAACUGAUUUCGUGUCAGAGAAUAUAGCUGACUAAUGAGUUUGUAUUAUGUAUUAUGUACGGUACUGUCGAUACAUAAUAGAACUUGAUAUAGUCCAUGUUUAACAUCCAAUUAACUUUCAUUAUCAAAAUACUUACUACGUUUAUUACGUUUGAUUAAUCCGAGAUCUGCAAUGUUUUAUGUGUUUUAGACACUGGAGGAAAAAUACAAGGAGUGUGAUUCUCUUCGGGCAGAACUGGUAAGUCUUUUUUGAGUACCUACAAAUUGUACACUCUGUGAUCUGUAUCUACUUUAUUCAUCUUCUUACGGUAAACACUAAGAGAUACUUAAAAUAACUUUUUUACCUAGUAAGGGUUACAUUGUCACAUGAUUGAGAUUGGUAAAAAUCAUCGUUGUAGUAUUAUACAGUAUUGCGUACCAAAGUCAGGUUUGGUCAGUUGCGAGGAUCUCGAGCAUUUGAUUGUGGCCAAUAUAACAGUGUCUGAGGUGUUGAUACCUCUCUGCAUUUCAUGGGCGGAUUUACUAGGGGGUUAGGGGGAGUUAAACCCCUAAAAUCUCUCUAACCCCUCUUAUAAAAGUGUUCAACCCCACCGAAAUUUCGCUUCACCCCUCAUAUUUUCUAUGAAAGUCUUUAACCCGUUAGCCUAACCCCUGCCGAAGCUCGCUGAAUGGUGCCGCUUGCACCCCAGUAGAAAUUUUCCAUCCCUCCUUUUAAAAAAAUGAAAAUUCUCCCUUGCUGCAUUUAAUAAAGAUUGAUUUGUUCACAUACAAACUACAGAACGGUAGAUCCAGACUAUUUCGCUUUCAACUUGACUUGGUAGCGGCGUCUGAGCCUAUAGUUGCAUUCUGCCCUCUACCAGAGGGGCAAUAGUUGCAUUCUGCCCUCUACCAGAGGGGCAAUAGUUGCAUUUUGCCCUCUACCAGAGGGCCUAUAGUUGCAUUCUGCCCUCUACCAGAGGACCUAUAGUUGCAUUUUGCCCUCUACCAGAGGGCCUAUAGUUGCAUUCUGCCCUCUACCAGAGGGCCUAUAGUUGCAUUUUGCCCUCUACCAGAGGGCCUAUAGUUGCAUUCUGCCCUCUACCAGAGGGCCUAUAGUUGCAUUCUGCCCUCUACCAGAGGGCCUAUAGUUGCAUUCUGCCCUCUACCAGAGGGCCUAUAGUUGCAUUCUGCCCUCUACCAGAGGGGCAAUAGUUGCAUUCUGCCCUCUACCAGAGGGGCAAUAGUUGCAUUCUGCCCUCUACCAGAGGGCCUAUAGUUGCAUUCUGCCCUCUACCAGAGGGCCUAUAGUUGCAUUCUGCCCUCUACCAGAGGGCCUAUAGUUGCAUUCUGCCCUCUACCAGAGGGGCAAUAGUUGCAUUCUGCCCUCUACCAGAGGGGCAAUAGUUGCAUUCUGCCCUCUACCAGAGGGCCUAUAGUUGCAUUCUGCCCUCUACCAGAGGGCCUAUAGUUGCAUUCUGCCCUCUACCAGAGGGGCAGUAGUUGCAUUCUGCCCUCUACCAGAGGGGCAGUAGUUGCAUUCUGCCCUCUACCAGAGGGGCAGUAGUUGCAUUCUGCCCUCUACCAGAGGGCCUAUAGUUGCAUUCUUCGUAGCAAUUCAUUCUUAGGUCUAAAAAUGUAUAAAAUUUACACUCGAAAUUUCCAUCUACAAAAACCCUUCAACAUUAAAAUUAGAGCAUUUGACUAUGUUUGUAUAUGGCAUUGCCCCUGGAUAGCUGAAUGCUACUAAAAAUCCUUAUUCACGAGUAUUGUAGGUGGUGACAAAAUAUUGAAAUGGGAUUAGUGGUGUCGGAAAAAAUUGAAAAUUGGCCAUGGAUACGGUCACUGUUACAAUUUUAGCGCUAUUUUCCCAAUUCCUCUCUUGCAUAGGAACUUUUAAAACAGACACCACGGAGCUCCCAAGUUGUCUCUAAAGAGUAAGUUUCUUUUACAAAUGAGACUGCAGAAUUAAUAUUUAUUAUUUUAUGGCUUUUCAAAAUUCUCUAUUCUGGUUGGUUGACAAGCGGUCCGUACCCAUAUCUGGGCCGUGGUCCGUAUUUUCCGUAUCUGGACCGGUGUCCCGGAUGUCGUUUAUCUGGUGGGAAAUUUUUGUUUUGCAAACAGAAAAAAAUGUUUGCUUUUUAAUUUUCCAAUUGUGUGUCAUUAAAAUUUACAGAUAAAAAUUUCAAAAAACCAUGCAUGCCUACCGUAUAUUGUUACCCAGUAAAACUGACGAUAGCCGAUUUAAUUCGCGCGAAAAGUAUAUGCUCACAGACUCAGUUCAGCCAUAUAAUAAACCGAUUAUUGACCUCGCUUGUUCUGUCUGUACUGUGAAAUAUCAGACCUCUUUUUUUGGAUGGACCUCGCUCCUUCGUCGCUCGAUCCAUGCUAAAAAACCUCGGUCUGAUAUUUCACAGUACAGACCUCACGCUCGGUCAAUAAGCCGUUAAUAUAUUGUAUGUAUGUAUUGUAUGUUACUUUGAAUAACAAUUUAGAACUACUUCUCUUUAUUGCCUUUGCAGUCUACAGAAAGGAGAUAUUGUGGACGUUUAUUACAAUGAUCAAUAUGAACUUUACAUGAUCAGAAGUGAAGGAGAAACACUUUACUUUGUUCAUCCCGACUCUUUAGUUAAUCUUGACUUACCAGGUAUGUUGACACGGAAUUAAAAUGCCAUAAUUUUUGAAGGAUGAACUUCAUUAACUCCUCUCUCUAUUGAGCCUCCCCUCCCCUUUCGUAAAACAGAUGUGUAUUGUAGUGAUUUAUUCUUUGAUCUGGAACGUUGAUUAACUGGGAGUAAGCUGCCCUUUCUCCCCUAAGCGUGACAGAAAUUAAUAGAUCCCUAGAGGAUUUUAUUUGCAAUAAUUUAUAUUAUUAAUAAGAAUGCUUGUAUAAAGUUAUGGCUUUUGUAAGUAUAGUAUACAUUGUAAAUCUUCAGAAGCUUUCGGGCACGAUCCCCACCUGUGGUUCAGAAUUUUUUUCUUGCCAUUCUUACAGUAUUUGCAUGUAUAUUGUAUUUGCAUGUACAGUAUCUUGAAAACCAUUGAGUAUAAAAAUUUAUUUUAUUUUAAAUUUAUAGAGUCAAAGACAAGGUAUGUGCUGCUACAAUAUAUUUUCUCAGACAUUUUGAUAAAUAUGUUUAUUAUAUAUUCAUAGUGUAUUCUCGUUCGUGAUUGGUCAAAACGCGUCGGAUAAUUCUAGGUAUCUUGAAGCCGUCGCGUUAUUUCAGCUGCUGACGCCAUCAGCAUGCAAUAGUACUUAUACUAAUAAGUUCGGUCCAAACCCCAGCGCGAUCCAUUGUUUGCUAAAAAGCGCGCGAAAAUUCCAUAUUCCUAAAAGCGUAAACAAAAUGGCUUUGAGCCGGUUCGCAACGUUAAAUGAUCAAGAAAUUCCCAAGUUACUGGCCGAAAAAGACAGCGAAAUUACAAAGAGGUCAACAAAAGUUUGCAAGACACUUUUUGAGGAGUAUCUUCAACAAAAACAAAGAAAUUACCUUAUCAUUAAAUAUUUACCCACUGAUGUUGGUUCUUGCUUUCUUUCUAGCUUUUGAAUAAUAAAACAAUUAUUGAAUUCGGUUUUCGUAUGAUAUCGAGAAUUAAGGACCACUACACGAUAACGAUACAAUAAAUGGUAAACACGCGAUAAUGGGCAAAAAAAUUAUGUUCAAUAAAAUUAUUGUUUGACUAUAACGAUAACGAUUUUAAAAUCGCUCACCUGAGCGAUUUUUUUCAGUCGGACGAUAAUGAUAAAUUUUUGACCAAUCAGCGCGCGUAUACAAGGUAUCGUUAUCGUUGUGUAGUGUGACCUGGGCUUAAUCAAGGCCUCGGUUUGUGUUAUCCACCUCAGCCUUCGGUGGAUAACACAAACCUCGGUCUUGAUAAUUCACGAUAUUGUACUCGACCUCAUUCAAUAAUUGUUUAAUAUAUCCCUUCGCUAGAAAUUUAAUGUUAUAUGUGCAUGUCACCAUGAAACUUGUGAUAGUUAUUAUUCAUUCUGUGAUAGUUCUUUUAAGAACUAAAAAAAAAGUCCUAAAAAACCUUACCAACGGAUUAUGAUUAUAUGAAUAUGCAUGAUAUAUUGGUUAAAAAUUCUGAUGGUGAUCUCUCCAAUUUUCCCAUGCAUAUGAAAAUUAAUGUACUGUUCUCUGUUUGCCCAAUGUAUUCAGAUAUAUGGGUUACAGAUUGGACUACAGAAUUGCAACCAGAUGCACUCUUUGCUGACUUCUUCCCUGUAUAACUAUGGGCAACAUAAUGUUUCAAAUAUGUGCAAAAUAUGUUUGUUUGCGUUUAGGCACACCUUUCAAGCUCAGAUUUUAGACAAAGAAUACUGUCAAGCCAAGAAGGUAUGUUUCCAACAUUUUUCUGAUUAUUUCGUUGUUCAACCCUUCAAUCGUAAGACCAUUAUUAAAGGUGUCUCGUUAUAGGAUUUACAAUUCUCUCUCGUGCUCUACGCCGGAGGGAUCUGAAACCUUCGUUCGAAAUGUCGAUGUGUUUAUAGUCUUUUCUGACUUCCCCUUCCCCUCAGCGUAUUGCAAGAAUACUACCUACCAGUGUAAUGUUGUGUUUGAGGAUACCAAUUCUUUUGUUUGCAGGCUAAUAACAGAUUCAAGGUCAGUGCUGGUACAAAGUUCUAUCGUGUUAAAGUGAGACUUUGGGAUCCUUCAAGCUGACGAUUAUAACACUACGUUUUUACAAUUGGUGAAGAAAUCAUCAAGUUUCGUCUGUGAAAAUCACCACUAGUUUACUGUACUACCCCAAACAGUGUCUCUAAAGUGUUCGGCACAACGAAGUCCAAUGAACAAAUCGACAAUAAAUAAUCUCGACCAUAAGCAUUUUCUUACCAAGUAUAACGCCUAACAUAAAUAAGACUUAUCUUAUAUUAAAUAAUGUUCAAUGUUAUUAAUAAGUAGUAAUACUGUUAUAAAUGUUUGUGAGGUGAUGGAAAAAUAACAUAUCGUAUUGGUCAAGCGUACCUACAUUUCUGUGAGGGAUUUUAUAACCGAACCCUCAUGCGUUAUACUUUAACAGGCGUUGUUUACCAUUUUGGCUUAUCGGCAUAUCACCUUGUUCGUCCCCUCAAGGAGAGUUGGAUCGCCUCUACAUGUUUCUUCACUCUUCUCAAUCAUUAACUUUGUUGAGAUCCACCACUUCCCGUCUUCCCUAACCUGCGAUCAGGCAUAUAAAUAAAAAAAUAGGCCUGAUACAAACCUUAACUAAAGUCUAUGCGCGUCGUACAACCGUAUUUCGGUUGUAAAUCUGAUUGGUCUACGAGACAAAAUAUUUUUUAAUCUGUCAUUUGAUUGGUUGGUGCUAAUUAGAUUAUACUAUUGUUGUUGAUAUAUUUUAUAGUGACCACAAUUAUAAUUAGAUUGUUGUUGUCGUUGUGUGAAAUUUCUCCUGCGACAUUUUGAUUGGAUACUAAAUAUAAACUUUGCUGUGGGUGGAAGCGAUCGGAUUAAGGUUUGUGUGAGGCUAUUAUUUGUAAAAUAGAGCCUGAUAAAAUAGAGCCUGAUACUCAGGUUACGUCUUCCCUAACACAAUCCAUCCAUCGCUUUCUCGGUUGUCCUUUCUUCCUUAUUCCUGCCUCUAUCCGCUUCGCUGACUAUCUCACAAAAUUUUCUCCAUUCUCUAGCUUCACAAGGCCACACCAUAGCAGUUUGCUUUCUCAUAUUUUCUCUCUGAGUUUCACCACUUUUAAUUUCCAACGUCUUCAUUUCUCAUUCUCCCUCGUCUUCUUACUUUGCUAAUACCUUGCAUCUCCUCUCCUUCCUGUUUGUUCAAAUUAUUCUUCCUCAACUGCCCAGAUUCUGCGUGUAUCAUCAUCGCGAUGUCUUACUAUCGUUUUGUACCCAAAUAUACAUGAUAGUGCGGGAAACACAAGGAUAUAUAACCAGGGCAACACGGUUAUAUAUAAACAUACGUACAUAUAAUAUAUUGAGCGAUCCGCAACUUGGCUUUUCAAUGCCCAUUAUAUAUUAUACAUCAGGGAGUUUUACAGCCCCCUGGUAUAACCAAACUGUGUGUGCGUUGGUGUUGAUAUGCUGGUGUGGAUAACAAUAAACGUGAGGUCGGUUUUACCUUGAGAGUUUAGGGUCAGGUCAUUUAUCGCCUGGUGAGGUCGGAGAUCACAUAGUUCUUGAAGGGGGAAUCAGAUUCAGUGGACAGACAUAAAGAGGGGGGAACAUGGGGAAUGACAUAGUUAAUGCUAAUAGGAAGAGUGAAUCGUCUGACCUUUUCUGACAAGACUUGGGAACCUCGGGACACUAAACUAUCGCAAGAUGAAGUAUUGAUUACCAUGAUUAAACACGCAGUGCUAUAUCCCCCAAACUCGUAUCCCACCCGUUCCGCACGUUGUAACCGAUAAUUAUUAAAAAAAGUCAUCAAGUUUAGAUUAGGGUUAGCGGUCAGGAUUAGGGUUUGGAUUAAGGUUAUUGUAAUAAAGAAAUAUAAGUGCUUUUAAAAGUCAAGCAAUGUAUGUUUCGCUCGAAUACAAAAAUAUAAGUAAUUUUGUUUUCUGUUGUCGCCGUUGUUGGUCACCAAUAUUUGAGCCCGACAGUACCAGCACUUAGCAGUGACUGUGUGAAAUAGGUUUCAUUGUAUUGGGUCAGUUAAAUGCUUGCUCUUAUUGUCUGGUCUCCGAACUGAUCUUGGAACUACUGGAACGUUGUUGUUUGCUGUUCCCGGGA